Molecule: messenger RNA, 967 nt
Organism: Loxodonta africana (African savanna elephant)
Lineage: Eukaryota; Metazoa; Chordata; Mammalia; Proboscidea; Elephantidae
Product: DNA dC->dU-editing enzyme APOBEC-3G-like
Biological process (GO): negative regulation of single stranded viral RNA replication via double stranded DNA intermediate; cytidine to uridine editing; defense response to virus
Cellular component (GO): cytoplasm; P-body; nucleus
Molecular function (GO): cytidine deaminase activity; RNA binding
Source: RefSeq, a predicted model, not a curated record
AGGGGAUGGAGCAUGAAGGGGGAAGGGGGCCCAGAAGGAGCCUCUGAGUUGUGGUAUUCUCCUGCCUUUUCCUAGAGACCUGAUGGAUGUAGUCACAUUCCAGCUGAACUUUAUAAAUGAUCUUUCAGUCCAAGGCCAGAAACAGGCCUACCUGUGCUAUGAGGUAGAGCUCCUGGACUGCAACUCCAGGGUCCUACUGAAUGACGAUAGAGGCUUCCUGUGCAACCAGACAGGCUGUCAUGCAGAGUUGUGCUUCCUGGACCAGGUUCCUUCUUGGCAGCUGGACCUGGUGUUGUGCUACAGGGUCACUUGGUUCAUCUCCUGGAGCCCCGGCCCUGACUGUGCCCAGGAAGUGGCUGCCUUCCUGCGGGGGAACAGCCAUGUGAGCCUGAGCAUCUUUGCCUCCUGCAUCUAUGACUCUGUGGAAGGAUAUGAGGAGGGGCUGUGAUCACUGCAGGGGGCCGCCCGCAUCACCAUCAUGACCUCCACAGAGUUUGGGCACUGCUGGAAAACUAUUGUGGACAACCAGGGAAGGUUCUUUGAGCCCUGGAAUAGGCUGGAUGAAAACAGUUCCUUGCCACGUGGGUUCCCAACCUGUCCACUGCCUCCUUCAGGACCAGGGAGAGUCUCUAUAGGAGGUGGUUGCAGGAUGGGAUCUCAAGUAACAACAUCAUCCAGGUGCGACAUCCCAUCACCUUGGUCACUUUCUGUUGUUAGAAGGAAGUCACAGGACCUGCCACACUCAAAGGGAAGGGACAACACAAGGUGUGAACCCAGUGGGAGAGUAACUGGGUCACCUGAGUCUGUCUGUCAUCCUUCCCAAUGGCUGGUGUGUGGUCUGCCCCUCCUGCCAUCUGAGUCAGGAGAGCAGGUAGGGCUUCAGGAAUAAUGACAAUGACAACAAUGGCGAUAAUGACAACGAUCAUCGUAACUGCAAUACAGCUUCUUGUGAGCAGAGGAGUUCACA